AUUUUUGUUCAGUAUAUUAACCUGGAGGAGGUGUACAAUUCCACCCACAUUCAUCCCGCAGUAGAACGAAAUACUGUUAUGAUGUUGGUAUACUUCCACAGAUAUUUCCUCAAAGACUAAGGCAAUAUCAAAACUGUAUUGGUCUAAACAUCAGGUUAAAAACUAUGAUGAAAACCAGCCUGGUCCUCUGGGUAAAUUUAAAGGAAGUAUUAUACACAGGAAACCAGAUACAGCAGGCUCAUUUCCUCAUACUGUGACUGUGUGACGCUUGAUGGCCUCCCUACUCAGUCUCAGACAACGGUCUGAACGCACUUCUGGGAAAUGGCUCAAAAUUGCCUCAAGUGUUUGAAAUACACCAUGUGUGUGGUUAACUUCUUGGUCUUUAUGUGUGGAACGGUAGGGUUUGGUUUUGGAGUGUUCCUGAUGAUGAACUCUAAGGUGUCGUCUCUCAUCCCGUCCCUGUCCUCCCUGAACCUUGCCAACAUGUUCUUCAUCACCGGCAUCAUCAUGACCUGUGUGUCCUUCCUGGGGUUCCUGGGGGCCAUGAAAGAGAACCGCUGCCUCCUCAUCACUUUUUUCAUCCUUCUGUUCAUUCUGAUGUUGGUGGAGUUGACUACAGCCGUUCUACUGCUGUUAUAUGAGAGCAAGAUUGACAGCUUCCUAAAGAGGGAUCUCACAGACAGUCUGGAGAAGUCCCGGGAAUCAGCUAAAGGUGGGAAUUCAACGAUGACCAUGGACGACUGGGACAUCAUUCAGACCAUGUUCCAGUGCUGUGGGGUCCAAAACUCAAGUGACUGGAAGGAUAAAGUGCCUGCGUCCUGCUGCUCCAAGACCAAAUGUGACAAUCAGCCGGGUUGUUACAUUAAACUGAAGGCCUGGUUUGAGAAUAACUUCCUAGCAACUGGGGUUGCUGUGAUUGUGCUCUGCAUCGUUGAGGUCCUGGGCAUGUGUUUUUCCGUGACUCUGUCCUGCCACAUAAGCCAGUCUGGACUCAGCUACAAAUGAUGAAAACAAUGUUUAGUUUUUUGUUUGUUUUCUGUAAUAUAAUCCCCUCUCGGCAGACACUUUUAACAUUUUAGUCAUUUAGCAGACACUCUUAUCCAGAGUGACUUACAGGAGGAAUCUGCUCAAGGCCACAUCGACAGAGUUUUCAACUAGUCAGUUUGGGGGUUCAAACCAGUUAACUUUUUGUCUUAACAGCUAGGCUAUCUACCUGCACUUUUGAAUGCUAUGUAAUACUAUUGAUACUGUGACUGUACUGACACAUUUUGUAAACAACCCAAAUAAUUCAAUAAACAUUGAGCUGUUCUUUAAUUUUAA
Molecule: messenger RNA, 1320 nt
Organism: Coregonus clupeaformis (lake whitefish)
Lineage: Eukaryota; Metazoa; Chordata; Actinopteri; Salmoniformes; Salmonidae
Product: leukocyte surface antigen CD53
Exons: 8
Coding region: 322-1005 (227 amino acids)
Cellular component (GO): membrane
Source: RefSeq, a predicted model, not a curated record